AUGAUUGGCGUGCAGAGUCUUGACGGGGCCACCCCACAACUCCCGUUGACAAUUCUGCCGCUUUCCAUCACCCCGCCCCAUUCUCCUGCUUUCCAUCACCCCGCCCCAUUCUCCCGCUUUCCAUCACCCCGCCCCAUUCUCCUGCUUUCCAUCACCCUGCCCCAAUCUCCCGCUUUCCAUCACCUCGCCCCAUUCUCCUGCUUUCCAUCAACCCGCCCCAUUCUCCCGCUUUCCAUCACCCCGCCCCAUUCUCCCGCUUUCCAUCACCUCGUCCCAUUCUCCCUCUUUUCAUCACCCCGCCCCAUUCUCCCUCUUUCCAUCACCCCGCCCCAUUCUCCCGCUUUCCAUCACCCCGGCCCAUUCUCCCUAUUUCCAUCACCCCGCCCCAUUCUCCCACUUUCCAUCACCCCGCCCCAUUCUCCCGCUUUCCAUCACCCCGCCCCAUUGUCCCGCUUUCCAUCACCCCGCCCCAUUCUCCCGCUUUCCAUCACCCCGCCCCAUUCUCCCUCUUUCCAUCACCCCGCCCCAUUCUCCCUCUUUCCAUCAUCCCACCCCAUUCUCCCUAUUUCCAUCACCCUGCCCCAUUCUUCCGCUUUCCAUCACCCCGCCCCAUUCUCCAGCUUUCCAUCACCCCGCCCCAUUCUCCCGCUUUCCAUCACCCCGCCCCAUUCUCCCGCUUUCCAUCACCCCGCCCCAUUCUCCCGCUUUCCAUCACCCCGCCCCAUUCUUCCACUUUCCAUCACCCCGCCCCAUUCUCCUUCCUUCCAUCACCCCGCCCCAUUCUCCCGCUUUCCAUCACCCCGCCUCAUUCUCCCACUUCCCAUAACCCCACCCCAUUCUCCCGCUUUCCAUCUCCCCGCCACAUUCUCCCGCUUUCUAUCACCCCGCCCCAUUCUCCCUCCUUCCAUCAACCCGCCCCAUUCUCCCGCUUUCCAUCACCCCGCCCCAUUCUCCCGAUUUCCAUCACCCCGCCCCAUUCUCCCGCUUUCCAUCACCCCGCCCCAUUCUCCCGCUUUCCAUCAACCCGCCCCAUUCUUCCGCUUUCCAUCACCCCGCCCAAUUCUCCCUCUUUCUAUCACCCCUCCCCAUUCUCCCGCUUUCCAUCACCCCGCCCCAUUCUACCGCUUUCCAUCAUCCCGCUCCAUUGUCCCGCUUUCCAACACCCCGUCCCAUUAUCCCUCUUUCCAUCACCCCGCCCCAUUCUCCCGCUUUCCAUCACCCCGCCCCAUUCUUCCUCUUUCCAUCUCCCCGCCCCAUUCUCCCUCUUUCCAUCACCCCGCCCCAUUCUCCCUCUUUCCAUCACCCCACCCCAUUCUCCCUCUUUCCAUCACCCCGCCCCAUUCUCCCGAUUUCGUCACCCCGCCUUAUUCUUCCUCUUUCCAUCACCCCGGCCCAUUCUUCCUCUUUCCAUCUCCCCGCCCCGUUCUCCCUCUUUCCAUCACCCCGCCCCAUUCUCCCUCUUUCCAUCACCCCGCCCCAUUCUUCCGAUUUCUGUCACCCCGCCCCAUUCUCCCUCUUUCCAUCACCCCGCCCCAUUCUCACUCUUUCCAUAACCCCGCCCCAUUCUCCCGAUAUCCAUCACCCCGCCCCAUUCUCACGCUUUCCAUCACCCCGCCCCAUUCUCCCUCUUUCCAUCACCCGCCCCAUUCUCCCGCUUCCCAUCACCCCGCCCCAUUCUCCCUCUAUCCAUCACCCCGCCCCAUUCUCCCACUUUCCAUCACCCCGCCCCAUUCUCCCGCUUUCCAUCACCCCGUGCCAUUUUCCCUCUUUCCAUCACCCCGCCCCAUUCUCCCACUUUCCAUCACCCCGCCCCUUUCUCCCUCUUUCCAUCACCCUGCCCCAUUCUCCCGCUUUCCAUCACCCCGCCCCAUUCUCCCGCUUUCCAUCACCCCACCCCAUUCUCCCGUUUUCCAUCACCCCGCCCCAUUCUCCCCCUUUCCAUCACCCCGCCCCAUUCUCCCUCUUUCCAUCACCCUGCCCCAUUGUCCUGCUUUCCAUCACCCCACCCCAUUCUCCCUCUUUCCAUCACCCCACCCCAUUCCCCCUCUUUCCAUCAGCCUGCCCCAUUCUCCCGCUCUCCAUCACCCCGCCCUAUUCUCCCUAUUUCUAUCACCCCGCCCCAUUCUCCAGCUUUCCAUCACCCCGCCCCAUUCUCCCGCUAUCCAUCACCCCGCCCCAUUCUCCCGCUUUCCAUCACCCCGCCCCAUUCCCGCUUUCCAUCACCCCGCCCCAUUCUCCCGCUUUCCAUCACCCCGCCCCAUUCUCCCGCUUUCCAUCACCCCGCCCCAUUCUCCCGCUUUCCAUCACCCCGCCCCAUUCUCCCGCCCGCCCAAUUCUCACGCUUUCCAUCACCCCGUCCCAUUCUCCCGCUUUCCAUCACCCCGCCCCAUUCUCCCUCAUUCCAUUCCCCCGCCCCAUUCUCCCGCUUUCCAUGACCCUGCCCCAUUCUCCCGCUUUCCAUCACCCCGCUCCAUUCUCCCGCUUUUCAUCACCCCGCCCAAUUCUCCCGCUUUUCAUCACCCCUCCCCAUUCUCCCUCUUUCCAUCACCUCGCCCCAUUCUCCCGCUUUCUAUCACCCCACCCCAUUCUCCCGCUUUCCAUCACCCCGCCCCAUUCUCCCUCUUUCCAUCAGCCCGCCCCAUUCUCCCUCUUUCCAUCACCCCGCCCCAUUCUCCCGCUUUCCAUCACCCUGCCCCAUUCUCCCGCUUUCCAUCACCCCGCCCCAUUCUCCCUCUUUCCAUCACCCUGCCCCAUUCUCCCUCUAUCCAUCACCCCGCCCAAUUCUCCCGCUUUCCAUCACCCCGCCCCAUUCUCCCUCUAUCCAUCACCCCACCCAAUUCUUCUCUUUCCAUCACCCCGCCCCAUUUUCCCGCUUUCCAUCACCCCGCCCAAUUCUCCCUCUUUUCAUCACCCCUCCCCAUUCUCCCUCUUUCCAUCACCUCGCCCCAUUCUCCCUCUUUCCAUCACCCCGCCCCAUUCUCCCUCUUUCCAUCACCUCGCCCCAUUCUCCCUCUUUCCAUCACCCCGCCCCAUUCUCCCGCUUUCCAUCACCCCGCCCCAUUCUCCCGCUUUCCAUCACCCCGCCCCAUUCUCCCGCUUUCCAUCACCCCGCCCCAUUCUCCCGCUUUCCAUCACCCCGCCCCAUUCUUCCGCUUUCCAUCACCCUGCCCCAUUCUCCAGCUUUCCAUCACCCCGCCCCAUUCUCCCGCUUUCCAUCACCCCGCCCCAUUCUCCCUCUUUUCAUCAUCCCGCCCCAUUCUACCUCUUUCCAUCACCCCGCCCCAUUCUCCCUCUUUCCAUCACCCCACCCCAUUCUCCCUAUUUCCAUCACCCGCCCCAUUCUCCCGCUUUCCAUCACCCCGCCCCAUUCUCCCUCUUUCCAUCACCCCGCCCCAUUCUCUCUCUUUCCAUCACCCCGCCCCAUUCUCCCUCUUUCCAUCACCCCGCCCCAUUCUCCCGCUUUCCAUCACCCCUACCCAUUCUCCCUCCUUCCAUCACCCCGCCCCAUUCUCCCUCCUUCCAUCGCCCCGCCCUAUUCUCCCUCCUUCCAUCACCCCGCCCUAUUCUCCCGCUUUCAAUCACCCCGCCCCAUUCUCCCACUUUCCAUCACCCGGUCCCAUUCUCCCGCUUUCCAACACCCCGCCCCAUUCUCCCGCUUUCCAUCACCCCGCCCCAUUCUCCCGCUAUCGAUCACCCCACCCGAUUCUCCCGCUUUCCAUCACCCCGCCCCAUUCUCCCUCCUUCCAUCACCCCGCCCCAUUCUCCCUCCUUCCAUCACCCCGCCCCAUUCUCCCGCUUUCCAUCACCCCGCCCCAUUCUCCCGCUUUCUAUCACCCCACCCCAUUCUCCAUCUUUUCAUCACCCCGCCCCGUUCUCCCGCUUUCCAUCACCCCGCACCAUUCUCCCGCUUUCCAUCACCCCGCCCCAUUCUCCCGCUUUCCAUCACCCCGCCCCAUUCCCCCUCUUUCCAUCACCCCGCCCCAUUCUACCGCCUUCCAUCACCCCGCCCCAUUCUCCCGCUUUCCAUCACCCCGCCCCAUUCUCCCGCUUUCCAUCACCCCGCCCCAUUCUCCCUCCUCCCAUCACCCCGCCCCUUUCCCCCUCCUUCCAUCACCCCGCCCCAUUCUCCCGCUUUCCAUCACCCCGCACCAUUCUCCCGCUUUCCAUCACCCUGCACCAUUCUCCCGCUUUCCAUCACCCCGCCCCAUUCCCCCUCCUUCCAUCACCCCGCCCCAUUCUCCUGCCUUCCAUCACCCCGCCCCAUUCUCCCGCUUUCCAUCACCCCGCCCCAUUCUCCCGCUUUCCAUAACCCUGCCCCAUUCUCCCUCCUCCCAUCACCCCGCCCCAUUCCCCCUCCUUCCAUCACCCCGCCCCAUUCUCCCGCUUUCCAUCACCCCGCCCCAUUCUCCCGCUUUCUAUCACCCCACCCCAUUCUCCAUCUUUUCAUCACCCCGCCCCGUUCUCCCGCUUUCCAUCACCCCGCACCAUUCUCCCGCUUUCCAUCACCCCGCCCCAUUCUCCCUCCUUCCAUCACCCCGCCCCAUACUCCCGCUUUCCAUCACCCCGCCUCAUUCUCCCGCUUCCCAUAACCCCACCCCAUUCUCCCGCUUUCCAUCACCCCGCCACAUUCUCCCGCUUUCUAUCACCCCGCCCCAUUCUCCCUCCUUCCAUCAACCCGCCCCAUUCUCCCACUUUCCAUCACCCCGCCCCAUUCUCCCUAUUUCCAUCACCCCGCCCCAUUCUCCCGCAUUCCAUCACCCCGCCCCAUUCUCCCGCUUUGCAUCACCCUGCCCCAUUCUCCCGCUUUCCAUCAUCCCGCCCCAUUCUCCCUCCUUCCAUCACCCCGCCCCAUUCUCCCGCUUUCCAUCACCCUGCCCCAUUCUCCCUCUUUCCAUCACCCCGCCCCAUUCUCACGCUUUCCAUCAUCCCGCCCCAUUCUCCCGCUUUCCAUCACCCCGCCCCUUUCUUCCUCUUACCAUCACCCCGCCCCAUUCUCCCGCUUUCUAUCACCCCACCCCAUUCUCCAUCUUUUCAUCACCCCGCCCCGUUCUCCCGCUUUCCAUCACCCCGCACCAUUCUCCCGCUUUCCAUCACCCCGCCCCAUUCUCCCUCCUUCCAUCACCCCGCCCCAUACUCCCGCUUUCCAUCACCCCGCCUCAUUCUCCCGCUUCCCAUAACCCCACCCCAUUCUCCCGCUUUCCAUCACCCCGCCACAUUCUCCCGCUUUCUAUCACCCCGCCCCAUUCUCCCUCCUUCCAUCAACCCGCCCCAUUCUCCCACUUUCCAUCACCCCGCCCCAUUCUCCCUAUUUCCAUCACCCCGCCCCAUUCUCCCGCAUUCCAUCACCCCGCCCCAUUCUCCCGCUUUGCAUCACCCUGCCCCAUUCUCCCGCUUUCCAUCAUCCCGCCCCAUUCUCCCUCCUUCCAUCACCCCGCCCCAUUCUCCCGCUUUCCAUCACCCUGCCCCAUUCUCCCUCUUUCCAUCACCCCGCCCCAUUCUCACGCUUUCCAUCAUCCCGCCCCAUUCUCCCGCUUUCCAUCACCCCGCCCCAUUCUCCCGCUUUCCAUCACCCCUCCCCAUUCUCCUGCUUUCCAUCACCCUGCCCCAUUCUCCCUCUUUCCAUCACCCCGCCCCAUUCUCACGCUUUCCAUCAUCCCGCCCCAUUCUCCCGCUUUCCAUCACCCCGCCCCUUUCUUCCUCUUACCAUCACCCCGCCCCAUUCUCCCGCUUUCUAUCACCCCACCCCAUUCUCCAUCUUUUCAUCACCCCGCCCCGUUCUCCCGCUUUCCAUCACCCCGCACCAUUCUCCCGCUUUCCAUCACCCCGCCCCAUUCUCCCUCCUUCCAUCACCCCGCCCCAUACUCCCGCUUUCCAUCACCCCGCCUCAUUCUCCCGCUUCCCAUAACCCCACCCCAUUCUCCCGCUUUCCAUCACCCCGCCACAUUCUCCCGCUUUCUAUCACCCCGCCCCAUUCUCCCUCCUUCCAUCAACCCGCCCCAUUCUCCCACUUUCCAUCACCCCGCCCCAUUCUCCCUAUUUCCAUCACCCCGCCCCAUUCUCCCGCAUUCCAUCACCCCGCCCCAUUCUCCCGCUUUGCAUCACCCUGCCCCAUUCUCCCGCUUUCCAUCAUCCCGCCCCAUUCUCCCUCCUUCCAUCACCCCGCCCCAUUCUCCCGCUUUCCAUCACCCUGCCCCAUUCUCCCUCUUUCCAUCACCCCGCCCCAUUCUCACGCUUUCCAUCAUCCCGCCCCAUUCUCCCGCUUUCCAUCACCCCGCCCCAUUCUCCCGCUUUCCAUCACCCCUCCCCAUUCUCCUGCUUUCCAUCACCCUGCCCCAUUCUCCCUCCUUCCAUGACCCCGCCCCAUUCUCCCUCCUUCCAUUACCCCGCCCCAUUCUCCCGCUUUCCAUCACCCCGCCCCAUUCUCCCGCUUUCCAUCACCCCGUCCCAUUCUCCCGCUUUCCAUCACCACGCCCCAUUCUCCAGCUUUCCAUCACCCCGUCCCAUUCUCCCUCUUUCCAUCACCCCGCCCCAUUCUCCCGCUUUCCAUCACCCCGCCCGAUUCUCCCGCUUUCCAUCACCCCGCCCCAUUCUCCCUCCUUCCAUUACCCCGCCCCAUUCUCCCGCUUUCCAUCACCCCGCCCCAUUCUCCCGCUUUCCAUCACCCCGUCCCAUUCUCCCGCUUUCCAUCACCACGCCCCAUUCUCCAGCUUUCCAUCACCCCGUCCCAUUCUCCCUCUUUCCAUCACCCCGCCCCAUUCUCCCGCUUUCCAUCACCCCGUCCCAUUCUCCCGCUUUCCAUCACCCCGCCCCAUUCUCCCUCCUUCCAUUACCCCGCCCCAUUCUCCCGCUUUCCAUCACCCCGCCCCAUUCUCCCGCUUUCCAUCACCCCGCACCAUUCUCCCGCUUUCCAUCACCCCGCCCCAUUCCCCCUCCUUCCAUCACCCCGCCCCAUUCUCCCGCUUUCCAUCACCCCGCCCAAUUCUCCCGCUUUCCAUCACCACGCCUUAUUCUCCCGCUUUCCAUCACCCCGCCCCAUUCUCCUGCUUUCCAUCACCCCGCCCCAUUCUCCCGCUUUCCAUCACCCCGCCCCAUUCUCCCUUCUUCCAUCACCUCGCCCCAUUCUCCCUCCUUCCAUCACCCCGCCCCAUUCUCCUGCUUUCCAUCACCCCGCCCCAUUCUUCCGCAUUUCAUCACCCAGCCCCAUUCUCCUGCUUUCCAUCACCCCGCCCCAUUUUCCCGCUUUCCGUCACCCCACCCCAUUCUCCCGCCAUCCAUCACCCCGCCCUAUUCCCCCACUUUCCAUCACCCCGCCCCAUUCUCCCGCUUUCCAUCACCACGCCCCAUUCUCCCGCUUUCCGUCACCCCGCCCCAUUCUCCCGCUUUCCAUCACCCCUCCCCAUUCUCCUGCUUUCCAUCACCCUGCCCCAUUCUCCCUCCUUCCAUGACCCCGCCCCAUUCUCCCUCCUUCCAUGA
This is a messenger RNA of Closterium sp. NIES-65, 7473 nucleotides long. The record is from the annotation of a GenBank genome assembly. Lineage: Eukaryota; Viridiplantae; Streptophyta; Zygnematophyceae; Desmidiales; Closteriaceae.